AUGUUCCUUCUUCUAGUGCUGCUUACGGGUGUUAGUGGGCUGCAGGCCGGCCAGAACCCUCAGAAAAUCAUCUUGCAUACAACGGUUCCUGAAAAGAUCUCAUCAAUGGAUGUGGAAACAGAUCCUGAAAACCAUAUUGCUUAUCUUAUUCCAAUAGCUAAAAAACCGUAUUUCGUCCACCUUACAAAACAAUUACUUAUAAAUCCAGCUGCAGUGGUUUAUACCUAUGACAAAGAUGGUGUUAAACAUUCUCAACCUUUGUCAUCUCUGAAAAAUUGCUAUUACAAUGGAUAUGUUGCAGGUUUUCCAAAUUCGCUUGUGUCACUCAGCAUUUGCUCAGGACUCAGGGGGACGAUACAAUUCCAAAAUGUCUCCUACGGAAUCGAACCCGUGGAAGCCAUGUCAGGAUUUGUGCACGUGAUCUAUGAGAACACAAAUAAGGGCACGCCUUUCUUAGCAGAGAACCAGACUUAUGGGUGGUAUAACAAAUCGAAGGAUCACUUCCAAAUCAACUUGAAGAAAACUGAAUCCAUCAAGUUAUACCCACGAGUCAUUGAGAUGGAUAUUGUCGUGGAUAAAAAACUGUUUGAUUACUUGGGCUCUGACACUAAAGUUGUGAUACAGAAAAUUCCUCAGGUCUUCGGCCUUGUUAACACUAUGCUCUCAAAGUUAAAAGUGAGUGUUCUAAUACAGUCCAUUGAAAUCUGGUCUAAGGAAAACAGAAUUCCUCCCCGAGUGGCACCUCAGAACAUACUGAUUGAGUUUUUGUUUUGGAAAAUAAAUAAAAAAUCACAACACAUUUCAUACUUACUGGCCUUUGAGGAGCACCCUGCUUCCAUUGGAGCGCUGUAUCCGGGGCAUUUGUGCACGCCGGAGCAUGAUGUCGCUGUCGCCCUGUAUCCAAAAGGUUUAUCGUUAGAGUCCUAUAGCGUCAUUGUCACGCAGCUGCUGAGCCUUGGUAUGGGACUAUCGUACGACAACCCUGACACCUGUCACUGUACAGGAGACGUUUGCCUCAUGAUGCCCAAAGCAAUAUAUUCUGAGGGCAUGAAGGAUUUCAGUCCUUGUAGCUUGGAUGACUUUAAAUAUCUAUUAUCAAGCAAAGACCUCUCCUGUCUCAAGGAUGUGCCUAUGGAAAGAGCUGUUAAAAAGAGGCCGAGGCGAAUUUGUGGCAAUGGGAUAGUGGAAGGCAGUGAACAGUGCGACUGUGGCACUUUGAAGAACUGCACUCACAAGGGGUGCUGUGACCCCAUGUCAUGCCGACUAAAGCCCAAUGCCAUAUGUGGCUCUGGGGAGUGCUGCCGUCAGGACUGCACGCUAAAACCAAUUAACGUGCUGUGUAGAAAGUCAGUUGAUGAAUGUGACUUUAUGGAGUUUUGUAACGGGAACCAUUCCUAUUGUGUGCCUGACACAUACGCACGUAAUGGACAGUACUGUGACUCAGGUGGAGCCUUCUGCUACGAAGGACGGUGUCGGACAACUGACAUCCAAUGCUUUGGAAUGUUAGGAAAGGGUGUGAAAGGGGCUCCUUUCUGGUGCUACGAAGAGAUGAAUUCCAGAGGUGACAGAUUUGGCAACUGUGUUAAUAACCAUUGCGGGUUUGAAAAUGCUCUGUGUGGGAAGUUAGUCUGUACGUGGCCAUUCAAGAAGAUAUUGAGAAAGGUCAAUAUAUCUGCGGUUUAUACACACGUACGAAAUGACAUAUGUAUAUCUAUGUAUAAAGGCGGGAGGCUUUUUAAGCCAACAAUGACGACAUAUUCCGUACUAGCAGACAGAGAUGAAACGUUUGUAGAAGAUGGCACUAUCUGUGGCCCUGAUAUGUUAAAUGGCACUUUCACACUUUCAGAUAAAAGCACGCCUUUGAUUGUCAAGCGGCGAGGCGCUCGGUUCAAAAAGGGACUUUUGAUCAGUUUCUAUGUGUUUCUGCCUUUCCUUAUUAUGGCUGCCUUCAUGGUUGUUAAGCGGAAUAUCACCAAAGGUUUCUGGCACAGAGAGGAAGCGUUAAGUGGACGACUAGGCAACACUUACUAA
This is a messenger RNA of Psammomys obesus (fat sand rat), 2031 nucleotides long. Its product is annotated as disintegrin and metalloproteinase domain-containing protein 5-like. The record is from RefSeq and is a predicted model, not a curated record. Gene Ontology annotation, cellular component: plasma membrane. The transcript is spliced from 18 exons. Bases 1 to 2031 code for a protein of 676 amino acids. Lineage: Eukaryota; Metazoa; Chordata; Mammalia; Rodentia; Muridae. Gene Ontology annotation, biological process: binding of sperm to zona pellucida; proteolysis; cell adhesion. Gene Ontology annotation, molecular function: metalloendopeptidase activity.